AUGCCGGCAGGUCCAGUGCCGCAAUGUCUUCAGCAAACUCCCAAUUUAAGUUACGAGGAGCUUCUUAGUAUAAAAAUGGAGAACUUGAACCGAUCACUUAAAACCUUCUUCUCGAAACCUCUAGUUCUAUCAUCAGCUAGUAUGCAAUGGGUGUUUGACAUAGAAAAUAAAAGGUAUCUGGACUUUCACGGUGGAUUCGUUGUCAUAUCAGUGGGACAUUGUCAUCCAAGACUGCGCGCGGUGCUGAGAGAUCAGAUUGAGACACUAUGGCACGCACCCUCUAGUUAUACCCAUCCUCAGAUCAUAACUUAUGCUCAGAAGUUAGCCGCAAAGCUCCCGGACCCGUUGAAGGUAGUUUACUUCGUCAAUUCGGGCUCUGAGGCGGUUGACAUGGCUAUGCUUUUGGCACGUCUUGCCAGUGGAAACUCAGAUAUAGUGGCGCUGAGAAACGCGUACCAUGGAACCAGCAUGGGAGCUUUGGGGUUGAUGGCCGUUCCAACAUGGAACUACAACGUACCAAACAGGCAUAAUAUCGUGCACCUGGGAAUGAAAGUUGAUCCUUAUCAAGGACAUUACGGGGGGCAAAACUGUCGUGAUAGCAUGUCUCAAGUAGUAGGACGGCCUUGUGAUUGCAGUGAAGAUCAGUGCAAGGCAUCGCAAUUGUAUGUUAAGGAGUUUCAAGACACUGUUUCCUACAUGACAAGCGAAAAGAUUGCAGGGUUCAUCGUUGAAUCAAUCCAUGGAAGCGUGACUUCGACGAAAACAUCGUUAUCAGCUUUUGAUGACAAACGCUACAUCCUCGAUGAUGGUCAGCAGACUCUUCCCUACGGUCACAAAAACAUCGUGGGUCAAACUGUGAUUGGCAUUGAUGAUAGUGAUGACAAUACAGCCGCUGUUAAUUCUGACCCAACUGACAAUGACGAUUUGGAAAACUGGAUGCCAUUUUUUGAAGAUCGUCAACAGCCAGUGUCGUGGGAUUCUUUGGAACUCAAUUAA
Molecule: messenger RNA, 996 nt
Organism: Symsagittifera roscoffensis
Lineage: Eukaryota; Metazoa; Xenacoelomorpha; Acoela; Convolutidae
Product: alanine--glyoxylate aminotransferase 2, mitochondrial-like
Exons: 3
Coding region: 1-996 (331 amino acids)
Biological process (GO): glyoxylate catabolic process
Cellular component (GO): mitochondrion
Molecular function (GO): L-alanine:glyoxylate transaminase activity; pyridoxal phosphate binding
Source: RefSeq, a predicted model, not a curated record